Momordica charantia (bitter melon) is the source of this 885-nucleotide messenger RNA. Its product is annotated as small polypeptide DEVIL 15-like. Gene Ontology annotation, biological process: negative regulation of cell population proliferation. NCBI's taxonomy places the organism in Eukaryota, Viridiplantae, Streptophyta, Magnoliopsida, Cucurbitales, Cucurbitaceae. The record is from RefSeq and is a predicted model, not a curated record.
CUCUCACUACCCCCAUUGUCUCUCUCUCUGUCUAAAACUGAAGCUAGCUCUGGAUCUCCAUUUUUGGGACACAUAAAUCUAGAGAAACUUUUGAUUUUUUGGAGCUUAAUUUUAGAGAUCAAAACGACCCAUUAAUUCUCCGCCCAUUACAUGGAAGAAAAAUGGAAGCUUUCCAAGAAGGAAGCCGCCGCCGCCGCCGCCGCCGCAGCGUCCAGUAGCCACCACCACCACCAUUAUUCUCGUUCUAAUUCCUCCAAAUCCAGCAGCAGCAGUUUCUUCUCCAGAAGCGCUUCCACCAGAAGCACUUCCUCCAAAUUGCCACUUCUAAGAAGCCUGUCCCACAAGCACUCGGCCAGUACCUCCGCCGCCGCCGCCGCCAAGUCCCCCACCUCCGAUCUCCGCCGUAGCUCCUCCCAAAAAAACUCCUCCAUUGGCCACAAAUGCAGCAGCUUGGCCAAGGAGCAGAAGGCCAGAUUCUACAUCAUGCGCCGCUGCGUCGCCAUGCUCGUUUGCUGGCAUAAACAUGGCGAUCCUUAGCAAACAACAAAAAAAAAACACCAAAUUUAUUUCAUUUAUUCUUCAGUUACUCAAAAUUUUCAUGCCGGAUCUUCCAAACUCAGGGUAAUUAUUCCUUUCCUUUUUUUUCCCCUUCUUUUUUUCCUUUUUCUUUCCCAAUCUCAGACAAAUGGAAAAGAACAUGUACGGAUUCCAGAAAAUUCCACCCCCUACCCCUUUUUCCUUUUUCCUUUCCUAAUUUUUCCCUUUUUUUCAUUGGUUAGAUUCAAAUGUAAAUUAACUUUAGAGGGUUAAAGUCGAUCCAGCUACAAAUUUUCCCAAUACCCUGUAAUAAUUAGAGAGAAUCACAUUAUUGAUUUUAAUUUUCCA